UGCACCUUGUCGGAGGUCAGACUUGCAGAAAGAAACAGAUCAUCUGUUCCUGACAAUCUGCUGCUUCAGAAGUCAAGAUGUUGAUCUGCUUUCUGACCCUGGUGGCUCUUAUACCCACGUCCUCAAGCAUCAACCCCGGAGUAAAGGUCAGGCUGACAGAAAAAGGCCUUGAGUAUGGCAGGGUACUGGGCAUGGCUGCCUUACAGCAGAAACUCAAAUCCAUCGAUAUCCCUAAUUUUUCUGGGAAAAAGAGGGUGCGUCCCGUUGGCAAGGUCAGGUACAGCUUCUCAAAUAUUCGAAUACUGAAUGUGGGAUUACCGCGGUCUUCAGUGACUCUUGUGCCAGGAACCGGAGUUAGAAUGAGGAUCACUAAUGCCUUCAUCAAUCUGCGUGGAAACUGGAGGGUCAAGUUCUUUCGAUGGAUAAGGAAGAGUGGCUCUGUUUCUUUGAACGUCAAUGGGCUUACAAUCAGCACAAGCAUUGGAAUCAGGAGUGAUGCGAUGGGCCGACCGGAGGUCAGUAGCGUCAACUGUGCUGCCAGAGUUGGCAGCGCCAGAGUCAAGUUCCAUGGUGGAGGCAGCUGGCUGUACAAUCUCUUCAGAAAAUUCAUUAGCAGGGCUUUGCGUAAAGCAAUGGAGAAAAAGAUAUGCCCUCUGGUCUCCAAAGCAGUAUCUGGUUUAAAUCCGGAGCUGAAAACUCUCAAUGUUGUUGCCAAGGUUGACAAGCAUGCAGAAAUUGAAUAUUCCCUGGUGUCAUCACCAACCAUUUCAAAACCUGCGAUAGAGCUCAACUUAAAGGGUGAAUUCUACAACAUUAGGAAUCACCAGGAGCCUCCGUUCGCAGCAGCAGCCUUUUCCCUGCCACAACAGAACAACAAGAUGUUGUACAUUGGCAUUUCUGCCUUCACCGCCAACUCGGCAGCAUUCGUGUACAACAGAGCUGGCGUCCUCAGACUGUACAUCACAGACGACAUGAUCCCAAAGAGCUCUCCUGUACGACUCAGCACGAGAACAUUCGGAUUCUUCAUCCCAGAGAUUGCCAAGAGAUUCCCGGGUCUGAUGAUGAAGCUGCUCGUUAAGGCAGAGAAGAAUCCCAUCACCACUUUUGAACCCAACAACAUGACGAUUCAGGCCACCGCCGCUGUGACGGCCUACGCCAUCCAACCCAACCGCCGACUUUCCCCUCUUUUUGUGCUACACUUGGACACCAGCGUGACAGCCAACAUGGUCGUCAGUGGAAUGAAACUUGUUGGGAAGGUCGGCCUGAACAAAAUGAGUCUCACCCUGGACAGAAGCUAUGUGGGCCAGUUUCAGGUCAGAUUACUCGACAACAUCCUCCCGCUGCUCACGAAGAUGGUAGUGAUACCCAUAGUAAAUGCUCAACUUGCUAAGGGUUUCCCACUUCCUGCACUUGGAAAGAUGAGGCUCCAGAACACUCAGCUUCGAAUCAUGAAGGACUUCCUGAUGAUCGGGACUGAUGUUCAGUUCAAAAUCUGAACUGGACUCGUACGACCAAAAGAGACUUCAGAGCGAUCGAUUAUCACUUUCCUUCUGGACAUCAUGUCAGAGAUUUUUCAUUUUGCUUUCUUUGUAUCGUCUUGCUUUGCCAGCCUUUUAUGUUUAUACACGACUUGUGGAUAUGACGCCAGAGUUACUCUCGUUCUGUUGUAAAAGUUAACGUUUUGU
This is a messenger RNA of Cololabis saira (Pacific saury), 1685 nucleotides long. RefSeq names its product bactericidal permeability-increasing protein-like. The transcript is spliced from 16 exons. Bases 78 to 1496 code for a protein of 472 amino acids. The record is from RefSeq and is a predicted model, not a curated record. Gene Ontology annotation, molecular function: lipid binding. NCBI's taxonomy places the organism in Eukaryota, Metazoa, Chordata, Actinopteri, Beloniformes, Belonidae.